UGAGACAUGGAAGCGUCCAGCGACAGGCUUUUCUGCUGUAGCUGGCUGCGCCGCAGGGUUCCCUCGCCCCACAGGGAGGAACUGUACCACAUCCUGAGGAUGACGGGGCCUCUGCUGCUGUCUCGAAUCCUCAAUUACCUCCUGCCUUUUGUGGUCACAAUGUUCUGUGGGCGUCUGGGAAACGACGUGAUGGCCGGCUACGGCUUGGCUUCUGCUACCAUUAAUGUCACCACUGCAGCCACAGGCUACGGUCUGGGACUGGCGUGUGAUACUCUCAUAUCUCAGACGUUUGGGGGCAGGAAUCUGCUGCAGGUGGGGGUGAUCCUCCAGAGGAGCGUCAUCAUCCUGCUGCUGUUCUGCCUGCCCUGCUGGGGGCUGCUCAUCAACGCACAGCCCGUCCUGCUGUGUGUGGGGCAGGACCCUGAGGUGGCCAGAAUUGCUCAGCUCUAUAUAACAGCUUUUCUUCCCGCUGUGCCAGCAAUGUUUCUACACAACCUUCAGGUGUCUUACCUGCAGAACCAGGGUAUAAUCCUGCCACAACUCUACUCUGCCGCUGUGGCAAACGUAGCAAAUGUGGCCACAAACUAUUUCUUGCUUUACUGGCUGAACCUGGGAGUCAGUGGCUCUGCUGCGGCAAACACUCUGUCUCAGAUAUACAUCUGUUCUUUUCUGUUCGCUUAUAUCCGGUGGAAGAGGCUGCAUGUAAAAACAUGGGACGGCUGGUCUGUGGAAUCACUACAGAACUGGGGCUCCUACAUGAAACUGGCCCUUCCCAGUACCUUAAUGAAGUGUUUUGAGUGGUGGGUUUAUGAACUUGGUGGCUUCUUUGCAGGAAUGUUGAGUGAGGACGAGCUGGCAGCUCAGCACGCUGUGAUAAUGAUCGCUUUCAUCACCUACAUGUUUCCACUCGGUCUUCAAGCAGCGACGUGUGCUAGAGUGGGGAACGCUCUGGGCGCAGGGGACCAGGCCAGGGCCCUUCUGACCAGCAAGGUGUCCCUCUGUCUUGCAGCUACCUUUGCGGUUGUGGAAGGAGUCGUGCUGGGCUCCUCCAAGACGGUGAUCGGCUUCAUCUUCACGUCCGACGAGAAGAUCAUAGGUCUGGUCUCUCAUUUGAUGAGCGCCUACUGUUUCCUUCAGUUCUUUGAUGGACUUGUGGGGGUUUGCACUGGCAUCUUCUUGGGCACAGGCAAGCAGAAGAUACCUGCUGUGGCUAACUUUGUGGGAUACUACUGCAUAGGCCUCACACUGAGUGUCACUUUCAUGUUUGUUGCAAAACUGAGAGUUUUAGGUUUUUGGCUGGGACUGCUGGUUUGUGUCAUUUUGCAAUCAACUUUCUACAUCAUAGUUAUCUUCAGACUGAACUGGGAGAAAGUGACAGAGGAGGCUGUGAAACGAGCUCAGAAAACCACCAACAUGACAUUAAUAAGCCCCUCUGGGCUCACGGACACUGAGGGAACUGCUGCAGGUCAGACGGCCUACAAUGAAAAAUCAACAGAUGGAUACAUAUGUAUCAGUACAGAGGAUCAGGAUGGCCAUGCUGAAAGGCCAGAUGGCCGUGAGGUCGGACAGACAGACUGCCGCCUCUCCACCACUCAGCUGAUCAUCCGCAGAGGCCUCGCCGUGUUAGCUGCGGUGGCUCUGCUAGCUGUCGGAGCGGUCGUGCACUUCCUUGUUCCUUUGCCAGAGUUCCGGUCUGCAGAGGGCAACGGCACCGCGGCAGGUCGGAUCAAUGCAACCCAACCUCCUGAUCCAAUUUACUCCACUGUGCUGGUCCCUAAUGGACAGUCAAAGUGA
This is a messenger RNA of Poeciliopsis prolifica (blackstripe livebearer), 1794 nucleotides long. Its product is annotated as multidrug and toxin extrusion protein 1-like. Gene Ontology annotation, biological process: xenobiotic detoxification by transmembrane export across the plasma membrane. Gene Ontology annotation, cellular component: membrane. Lineage: Eukaryota; Metazoa; Chordata; Actinopteri; Cyprinodontiformes; Poeciliidae. The transcript is spliced from 17 exons. The record is from RefSeq and is a predicted model, not a curated record. The coding region runs from base 7 to 1794 and encodes 595 amino acids. Gene Ontology annotation, molecular function: xenobiotic transmembrane transporter activity; antiporter activity.